AUGCGUAAAACUGACCUCAUCCCCCCGGACUCCACGCUGCACUUCGACGUGCUGCUGCUGGACGUUUGGAGCCCGGAGGACGGCGUGCAGACGAACAGUUACCACCUCCCCCCCCCUCUGCAGCCGGAAGGUGGAGGUGGGCUGCUGGGGAUGUGCGUGGGGGAGAGGCGCAUCAUCACGAUGCCGCCGUCCCUGGGCUACGGAGAGAACGGAGACGCCGGAGAGGUUCCCGGCAGCGCGGUGAUGCUGUUCGACAUCGAGCUGGUGGACAUGGAGGACGGCCUCCCCGAGGGAUACAUGUUCAUCUGGAACGACGAGGUGUCCCCGGACCUUUUCUCCGAGAUGGACAGGAACAGCAACGGGAACUUCACUGACUACAUCAUGCAGCAGGUGAACGACGGUAAAGGCCGUCUGGCGCCCGGCUUUGACCCCCACCGCAUCAUCGACAACAUGUUCUCCAACCAGGAUCGCAACGGGGAUGGAAAGAUCACGGAGGAAGAGUUCAGGCUCAAAGCGGACGAACCGGCCGACCACGACGAGCUAUGA
Molecule: messenger RNA, 546 nt
Organism: Menidia menidia (Atlantic silverside)
Lineage: Eukaryota; Metazoa; Chordata; Actinopteri; Atheriniformes; Atherinopsidae
Source: the annotation of a GenBank genome assembly